UUAUGUGUAAAAAUUGAGUUAUUUUCAGAUAAGUAUUUUACGGUCAGCUUAUUUUUUCUUCAUUCAUGAUCUGAGUUGGUAUCGAUGUCUAAUCACAGCUCACAUGGUUCUUCGGGCGAAGGAGCUAUAGAAAACGGAGGAGUAGCUGGCUCGACCGGCUAUUCUGGAGACUAUGAUUUUCUCAUCAAAUUCCUGGCAUUAGGAGACAGUGGUGUCGGCAAAACCUGCUUUUUGUAUCAAUACACAGACAAACAGUUUAGCUCCAAAUUCAUUUCAACCGUUGGAAUAGACUUCAGGGAACGCAGAAUUACGUUCAAACCUACAGACCAGCCCCCUAGUGUGAAGCCCUACAGAAUACAUCUGCAGUUGUGGGACACAGCCGGACAGGAAAGGUUCCGCAGUCUGACCACUGCUUUCUUCCGAGAUGCCAUGGGUUUCAUCCUGCUGUUCGACAUGACGAAUGAGGCCUCCUUUAUGAACGUGAGGAACUGGAUCUCGCAGCUGCAGAUGCACGCCUACUGCGAGAACCCUGACAUAGUGCUCUGUGCCAACAAGGAAGACAUCAGCGACAUCCGCAAAAUAUCCUACGAGCAGGGCAAAGACAUGGCCAACAAGUUCGGGCUACCCUACUUUGAAACAUCGGCCAAGACGGGGGUGAAUGUGGAAGAAGCGAUAAACUGUCUGCUUGGGAUGGUAAUGAAGCGAAUAGAAGAGAGUGUAGAGGAAACUACCCUGCCCACCAACAGGGAAAGGGGUACUAACUUAGGAGGCUCCGGUUCACAUGCCAAUCAGCACAACGACUCUUCGGGCGGCUCAGCGGGGACGGGGGCGUGUGGCAACUGCUAGACAGCAAAAACACUAUCAGUACAGAAUCAUGACACAUGAACAACCAUGAUUCAGAACUAAAGAUACAAAAAUGCUGAAGAUGUUGCGGCUUGAAUCAUGAUCCUGGUUCCUUCAUCGUAAUAAUGGCUUCUAAUAGCUACACAUAGGUACGAACCAUCCUGAGUAAUCAGCUCAAUUACUUUCGGACUUUCAAUUUAGAAUGAAUUAGUAUAAUGGAGCCAAUCAAUUGGCAGCAGCUGAGUAAAUUACCUUAAAUCAACGAGAAUUGGUGUAAUGUUUGAUCUUGUUCAGUUUGAGCGACGAUAGAUCCGGAUUUACCAUUUGCUGGAUAAUCGCAUGUGCUAUUAAGUCAUUUUUGGGGCUAUUUUGACAAGUAAUGAGUUUAGGCUUAAAUAAUAAUGAGCAGGUUUUAGAAUUUGGCAUAAAAUUUUUUCCAAAAUGAGUCUUUCAAAAAAUAUUUCACCAUUACAUACUGGAUGCUAUCCCAAACUAGCUCAUGAUUGACUCUUCUAUCACUAUCGCAAAUAACUGGAUUCAAGUACUUGUUUCAGAUGAACCAAAUGACAUCAGAUGACUUCUUUUACCUUCCCUUUCUCUCAUAUUUGUACCGCGGUUGCCCAGCCCACAAUUGAUUUAAUCAGCUUAACCCCAGCACAUUAUGCUCCACUCUUUCUGUGAAAUAUGGUAUCACUUAAUACAGAUUGUUUCCGUUAUAGUUGAGAAAAGCAACUGAAAAUGACCUAUUUUGUUAAUAAGGACGCUGAAUAGUAAUGAGCAAGUUGAACCUCUGCGUUUUUGCAAAACUGCGGAAUUGUCAAGUUUAUACACAAAAUUUAUCUUUUCCGGUCCGACUUUUGCAAAUGAUCGUUUAAUAUGAGAUGAGUGAAAAUAGAAAAGAAGAAAGGAACAAAGCAUUGCUGCUGUACGUGGAAAAUUGUUUUCCCCAGUAUUGGCAAUUACAUGUACAAAGGAAGUGGUACAUUUUUUACGCAUGCACUUGCAAGCAGUAGUCAGACAAAAAACAGCCUAAAGUUGCAACCACUUGGGAAAAGUUCCAAAUAUAUUUCACCUACCACCAACUAUUAAAGUGCGGUUGAGGGCUAAUAGACCACCUUUUUUGAGAAGGCGAUAAGGUAAUUUCGGGAUGAGAAACUAUUUAAUUCUAUGCAGCUUUUGUUUACGUCUAAUGUUCAUCUCUCAGAUAGACGCCUGCCUAUUUAUAUACCGAGAAUUUAAAAGUAAAAAAGAUGCAGCGAAAGUGUAUUCAGAUUCAGAUCAACAUAUUCAUGUAUGUUAUCUUUUUAAGAAUCGAAAUUGGAGCGAGUCGAAAUUGACAGCAAGGG
Messenger RNA from Symsagittifera roscoffensis, 2189 nucleotides. RefSeq names its product ras-related protein Rab-27A-like. Gene Ontology annotation, molecular function: GTP binding; GTPase activity. The transcript has 4 exons. NCBI's taxonomy places the organism in Eukaryota, Metazoa, Xenacoelomorpha, Acoela, Convolutidae. Gene Ontology annotation, biological process: exocytosis; positive regulation of exocytosis. Gene Ontology annotation, cellular component: Golgi apparatus; exocytic vesicle; secretory granule. The record is from RefSeq and is a predicted model, not a curated record. The coding region runs from base 85 to 846 and encodes 253 amino acids.